AUGAAGUGCGCGGUGGCAUUAGUUCUCGCUCUCAUCGGCAUGGUGGUCGCCAACCCUGUCCCACCGCUGGGACUGGAACUCGCCUCACCCAUUCUUCCACCAGUGUCCACGGUCAUCAACCAUGGUGUGACUAUUCCUGUGGUGACUGCACCCGUAGUCCGGCACAUAGUCGCAGCCCCCAUAGUCACGGCCCCUAUUAUUAGGACUCCUAUCUACACCGGCUAUGGAUGGGGUAAUGGAUGGGGAAACGACUUGGGAAGCCAUUGGGGUGGUUGGUCCCACGGCGGUUGGCACUGA
Arctia plantaginis is the source of this 297-nucleotide messenger RNA. The record is from the annotation of a GenBank genome assembly. Lineage: Eukaryota; Metazoa; Arthropoda; Insecta; Lepidoptera; Erebidae.